GCUCUAGCCUCUCUGUCUUCAGUUUUGACAUCGCUCAUCGUAGAAACUGUACUGUGCGCCAGGUCGAAAUGAGGCUGAGACACUAUGAACCAGAAUUUUACAGCAUGAGACAGACCGUCUCGAGAGGCCCAGAGUUGUGUUGGAUCAAUGCCUUGAUCGGUGUGUAUGCUGAAGCGAAGUAAUAAGAUACGUUCUGCGUCCCACCUGAAGUCAAUGUAUUCUACUAUCCCUCGACGAACAAACAAAUUCGACAAACUGCAAUUUCAGACUCUUCUGUUACUUUCAUUGUACCAUGUCUUACACACUUAUAUCAUUCGAUGAUUUUCUCGCAGCGAAAAUUGAAAAAUGCUGUAUCGGACACAAGCAAGAACCCAAGAUCAGGUGUAGCAACACUAUAUCCGACAACAGCCUGUGCAAGGCAGUGGAGAUCUGGGAUGCCAUCAGAUCCGGAGCAAAUGCGGUCUACAUUGAGCGAAAAAUGGUAGAGCUUGCAGCCUCCUGCUUGUGUCAAACCAGUCAUCAGAUGCAAGCAGCCACCGUGGCCAAUUCCUGGAUUGAAGAGGCGAUGGGAAGUGGCAUGGUCCAAAGCAAGAUUGUUUCACAGAACACCAUUGCGAAGACCGGUUCCGACAUCGUGGGUCAGGCCGACCAGUUCGUUUCUGAACAAAGCAGCAAUGAAGACAACCAUCGACAACAAACCAAACUUCUGUCCCAACAACAUCAGCAAGCUGUGCAUACCUUUGAGGAGGCACAUUCCAGCGCCAGAGAUGUGACGGGAUCGGACGAGCCGGACAAGGGUACACACACCGCUCUACAGGCUGGCUUCUAGACGCUGCGGUCUAAGCUUCGCGAGAUUGGGAUCGGAAUUUCGAACUCGGAGCUCCAAGCAGAGGUCUUGAAACAAGAUAUGGCUGGCUCUGGACAAGAGUAACACUUCUCUGCGGGAUGAGUUCCUCUUCCUGGGGGAGAGCAAGGCACACGCUCUUGUUCUCAGGCAGCUGCAGAUGGAGAUACAAGCGAGAGGGGUGACAGCAAAACUGUUGCAGAAGAUGUUGAGGGAGAUCUUGUUCCAACCGGAGGAUACCUGAUGAUUUAAAAUUGCUAUCGCCAAAUCCAAAUUGUCAUGAUCAAAUCUUGUGCAUUUGAGUGACUUUUUCGUUGUCUUUCAUAGCUUCGAAAUGAUGCGACUUUCUUCACCUCAGUGCACAAGACCGCUUUCC
Messenger RNA from Aureobasidium subglaciale EXF-2481, 1220 nucleotides. RefSeq lists its product as uncharacterized. The transcript is spliced from 2 exons. The record is from RefSeq and is a predicted model, not a curated record. The coding region runs from base 293 to 829 and encodes 178 amino acids. NCBI's taxonomy places the organism in Eukaryota, Fungi, Ascomycota, Dothideomycetes, Dothideales, Saccotheciaceae.